Trichoplusia ni (cabbage looper) is the source of this 5666-nucleotide messenger RNA. RefSeq lists its product as uncharacterized. The record is from RefSeq and is a predicted model, not a curated record. The coding region runs from base 5237 to 5608 and encodes 123 amino acids. NCBI's taxonomy places the organism in Eukaryota, Metazoa, Arthropoda, Insecta, Lepidoptera, Noctuidae. The transcript has 4 exons.
UGGCCCAGAGUUCAUAUUUUCUAUUUUUUUUUUUCAUAACCUAGAACACAUAAAUUUAGGUGCUACGAAAGAUCUCUCCAUCAGAAUCACUGAUUUAAAGAAGUUGUGCUGAGGAUAGGUUUCAAGUUUAAUUCAACUCAACCAAUUCUAGAAUUUUUAAUACUUAUUGUAAAGUGUAGAAGUUCCUAGUUAGUUAUUGAUUAACUAUUGAAGAGAAUUCAAGACAAAAAUGAAAUACCAAUCAUGGCAUACUGUUGUUACUCUACAUUUCAUAUUUUGUUCUGGCAUUCUGAUAGUUGGGGUUCAACACGGCUAGGACAGAUAUCAUGUCGUUCGUAUUCGUAAGAACCCCGAAAGGAGCAUGGUCACUCGUCCAGCAGGUUUAGCAGAGAAUCGUCUCAACGACUUAGAAAAUGUCACCAUUAGCAAUAAGUGAUGUAACCCUCUUAAGCCAUGUACUAGUCAUAAAAUGAAUUCUUGGAUUAUUUUGUUAUCAAUACUGGUAGCAUUGUUUACAUAACAUUACAAGAGGUUUAUAUCUUAAGGGCCUUUCCUUUCUUCUUUUAUUUAAUCGAAAUACACGUUUGCGGUGAGUAACGAUCAACACAAAGGAAUAUGUUCUAGGCUCGUGCUUUGGACGCAUCACAGCACUCCUACACUGAUAAUGUAUUGGCGUUAUACAUAAAGAUGUGUGCCAAUGUAGGUGUGAUGUUGUCAGUGUGUGCGUCGGUGUGAGUAGAUAAUUUAUCGAGAAGUGAGCUCCGCUUGCCGCUUGCCGCUACGCAGCAACUGGCCGGUGUGGUGAGGUGGGUCGCACUUUAUAUGGAGAGUUGUCUAAUCCACUGAAUAAAUUACCAUUGGGCCUAGGUUUCUCCUGAAUGACUAAUGGACAUUUAAAGAAUUAGCUCAAUGCGCAUGCCAUGGCAUACGCUUUCCAAUUUCUAUCCAUGUAAAUCGCCUCACAUAGCCUGAUACUUGUACUCAUUUAGUUUACCUAGGACCUUAAUUCCAGAAUAAAUGUUACUAUUAGUACGUCGAUAAGUCAAGGUAUCAUAUUAUUUUUCUGGUUUAUACAUUUUGUUUUACAGCAAAAGUUUGGACGAAAACAUGUUAAUAAUCAGUACACAUAAUAAAAUGCCAAUCAACAAACCACAUAAGGCUUUCAAUAUCUCGACUUAUCCUGUCAGGUACCGACAUUUGUUAAGUAAUAACAUGCAGUCGCCUAGUCGGUGCGGUUCAGCGCAAUCGCAAUAAAAGUGGCGCUACCUGGCGCCUACGCGGGCCGCACUCUCUGAUCUAGCGGAGUAAUACUCAAUAGCCUGAAGGCCAGUCUUUCCUUUAUAUUCAAAUUUUGAUGUUGUUAAGUUUAUACCAAAGAGUGUAACAUAAAUAGUGUCUGUUAUAAUUUGCCAGGGUUAUUAAUGGGAAUCAUCAUUGAAUUUUAUAUGUGAAACGGAAAGGAAUGGAGGAAGGGAUGUUCUGGUGAAACUUGAAAAAAUCCAAAUAUAUCUAUUAUUUUAAAUUAAUUUAGUCACUUAUUCAAAUCGUAAGUAGAGACAAAUAGCAUUUAUUGGUAUAAAAUAAACAUGAAAAGGUAACAGUUCUGAAAAAAUCUUUUUAAGAUCUCUUCAAAGUUUUACGACGCUCUCAAUGGACGGGUACGCAGCCCGCAGGUAAAAGUCGCAGGAAGACAUGCGCAAGCGAUACCGGCGCAGGCGCAGCCAACGCGGCGUCAAACGACACGCUCGGGAUCCAAUGAUCCAACGCUAUGCGAUUCCGCCAUGCCGGUAGAACGCCGGCGCUUUGAAAUUGGUCCUUUUUUAUUAAGACUAAAGGAAUAGAGUUUAGUAUGUUUCCCAUUACGGGAAUAAUAAGUAGUAGAAGGUGUUUUAAACCAGAAUAAAAAUGCGUAAAAUACGUGUUUGUUAUUAAUUGCAUUAGAGGAUUUCAGAAGAAUCCUAUUCGGCAUAGGACGCGAUUAAAAAUAAACGUAUUCAUUUUUGAUCUGUUACAAAAUACACUUAACAACUUUACCAAGCACAAUUGAUAUAAAAUUAACACUAUUUACAAACACCACAACUUUUGUAACGAUAAAAUGUUUUAUAUUACAGUACUCAUGUAUUAAAUUUGAAAUAAAAUGAACACAGCCUGCAAUUCUUAUUAGUCUACCGAACUCUACAUUGAAAUAUAGAGUCCAGAUAAGAGAUUGGUGGAGGGAGAUUUAGGUAAAUAAAUUUAUAUUGGUAGCUAUUUUAGUAGUCACCUAUUGACUGGUUAUAUAAGAAAAAUAAAGGACCUCAUAAUAAUCAAAAGUAUAAAAAUAAACAGUCGCUACAUAUUAAUAUUAUAUCGCAUUAAAUUAAGCCCACACGUGUUUGCCUUUUGCGUUGAUAACUUAAAUUAUGCGAAUUACAGAACUGUCCUUAUGAUUAAGGGCAAAUAACUAUAAUGGGCAUUCUCGAGUUAUUAAGUUCAGAGACUCGAAGCCAGCGAACCGUUGAAGGUCAAAUGCUCAAGUUACAUUGCCAUGCAUAAUACUAUACUUACAUGAACGAACAUUAUUAAUCAUUGUAUUUACCUUCUUUAUAUGCAAUAAAUAACAUCUGCUUACAACAAAGUUUUGAAGUUUUGGGUAGAUAUAUGCACAAAAAAAUCUAACAUGGAGUCUUCUUUAGCUUGUUCUUCAACAGCAUAAUUUCGUAAAUGCAUAAGUCUCUACAAAUCACUUCCAUUCUGACAUGCUGUCACAAAUCCUGACUGUAAACUUACAUAUCUAAAGAAGAAAACAAUGAUUUUCACCAAAGAAAUCAUGGAUUCUAGAAACGGUAGUGAGACUCUGUGGGAUCAAGCUAGGUAUUUGGGUUGACAGUAACAAAUACAUGAUUAACAAGUAACAACAACAUUUAACUUGUUGAUUCAAGCCGUGUGCGUAUAAUGACUACUUAAUUACAAUUUCCAAUUUAAUUAGGUCUUGUGUAUGUGUGCGUAUCGCGCCAUUUUCCCUUCCAAGCUUCAAGGACCGAUGUUAACAGCGGUAAUCUUUACAUUCCCGUAUCACAGUGCAUGGACAAGCAGAUAUAGGUACCUACUUAUAAACUUUUAAGAUAUUAUUUGGAUAUCCUAUGAAAAUAAUUAUGAAGUAGGAUGGAAGUCAUGAAGAUAUUAUUUGCUGUUUUUUAUGUGAGAAAAAAUUCUACAUAGACUUUUUCUGUUUCGGGGAGUGUGCCGGACACCUAAAAUCACCGCAGUGCUUAAGCUCUACAAAAAGGGGGCAAGGCGGAAACGCUUCCGUAGACUAACUUCCUACCGUAACUGCAUAGGUAUAACAUUUGAUUGAAAACAAGAAUGUUUCUUUAAAUUUAGAUCCUUAAAAUUCAAUUACCUUGCCAAAAAUACACAAUCGCUUUCACGAUAUGAAAAAGAUUGUUCAAAAUUGUAGACAGAUAAUUUAGUACGGCUAACUAAAAUAAUAUCUAUCGAUGGCCAAUAGUGUCAAUGAAAAGAAUGCUCUUUCUUAUAAUUAGUAUCAAGACAUUACAUAAUCAGAUAUCUAUAACAAUAUGUUCAUUCUGUGUAAGUAACGGCAAGCUGCCAAGUAAGCACACCCACGGUCUCACACCCAACAUAGAAACUGCGCUCAUUCCCUUUAAAAAUUACGUUGGUUGGCUGACUUUGAGUGACGUGCAGUUUGCUGACGUUGACCUAUGUAGGUACGAAGACGGUAGGUAGGUAAAGUAGUUGCUAAGCACCUACUUGUUUUGUUUAGCAGUCAUCCCGAUCACUGGAAUAGUGACAUCUGUGACUAAAAACCGCUCACCGCAUAAUUCCGCUUCAUCAUUCUGCCGUCCUUUCGGUAGCUCUCAAGUUUUGAAAAAUUUAAGGAUAAUUGGAAAAUAUUUCUAGAAUAGGUAAGUACAUAAGCAAUGACCUAUGCUUCAAAUGAUUUUACCAAAAAAAAAAAUCAACUUAAUUGCACUUCGGUUUUUAUAAUGAUUUUUACCCGCAAUCUAAUAUUUGAUAUUUACUAUUUAGGUAGGUAAAGUACAUUUAUUACUUAGAAAUCAGAAUUAAGGGCUGUCCAGCUUAGGUGAGCGUCAAGGUAAACCGGCGUGGCUGCGCAGCGCCACGGAGUCUGGUGCGGCCAGAGCCGCCCCCCCUCCCCCCGCCUUCAGCUGCGCGCCGCUCCCCAAAGCACCUACCUGACAUGCUGCCCACGCAAGCGAUCGGCCUACGCGCCUUUGCUAUGUUCAUAAGUGUCUACGCAUGAUGCAUAAUAAUGAGUAACCUAAGCGUGAUUCGAGCGUAAAAGAUGCCUAAUCAAUGUUGACAGGCGUCGUUAGGUUUACCUUAUACAAUAGUAAAAUGAUUUUCGUUCUACGAAAGUAAGAUGACGAACCAAACUCCAUAUUGCAUUCUUCUUUAAGUCCAAAUUUAAUAUGAGUAGGCCGUAUUGUCACAGAUUACUAAAGAGUUCUUACUUCGUAAUUAUUGUGCCCAAGUCACAAUUACCUAUGUACCUAUAAUACAAUAUUGCACAGAAACUUGUUUUUUUUUAACGAAAUCAAGCUACCUACCUAACCUUGCUUCUUGUUAUCCUACGUAAACACCUAUAACACACUGUUUACUUAACAUAAAGUAAUCACGUUCUAUGUAAGCCGGCCUUUCCCGCUAUCUAGUCAAUAUGAACAGAUACAUCAGUCGGUAACUAAAAUAGCAAUUAAAGGACUUGGCAAGUUGGUGCGUCUUAUCUAUACCUUGAGGUCAGGAGGUGUGCAUCUCAUUAUAAUAAUGAGUUAUCGUGCGGAUAGUGGAUCCGCGAUGAAGCAGGCUGGCGGUGGCGCGAUGGCGGCUCGCAAGUGAGUCAACACCGCGGUGCCGCGAUCGUGAUACCGCUCACGUUCGUCGCCACGAUCACUACCUUACGGCUUCUUGUCAACCUAUAGCCGUUACAUAUGUAUUUGAUGUCUUAGAAACCGAACGUCUGACAAAAUCUCAACAUUGGACCUGUUUCUAACGUUACAUAAUUUGUAACAAAUUCUGAGCAACAACAGUAAAAGAUCGAAUUAUUCCGCACAUUUAUAUCCUACACGCAACAGGAAAACAAAGAGCACAAUAACUUUCCUUCAUUGAAAAUCUAAUUAUUUUGAUGUCAUCAUUUUUCAAAUAAGCAUUUGAUUAUUUGAUAAGAAAGUCGCCAUAGUUAAUUUUGCGUCAACGAUUACUUUUCAAAGAAAAUAUGCAUAUUCCGUUGGAGUUGUGGAUACUUUUUAUUUGGUUUAGUGCAGUCAAGGCGAUGGGUCAGACCCAUUUGAAAUUUUCUCAAAACCCAGCUCCAGAUGGGCACAGGUGCGGUGUUUGUCCUACGUACUUCCAGAAGAUAUGCGCAUUUGACAUGCUGUCGAACUCCACGUUUAUAUUUGACAACCACUGUGUAAUGGAUCUGUACAACUGCAUAGAAGGAUCAGCAUUCGUUCCUAUGCGGUAUGAUAAGUGCCUCUUCUUUGGUAAUUUCGGCUACGUUCACGGAUACAAGUAUGAAGACAUGGACUACGGAGAGGACCACGUUGUAGUCAAGCAUUCACAAAAGAACCCAGACUUCAUCAGAUAACUAUGUUUAUUGAAAAUAUAAAACAAAUCCUAGUUCCGUUUUGAAAGUCUACAACUUA